This is a messenger RNA of Athalia rosae (coleseed sawfly), 1439 nucleotides long. RefSeq names its product THUMP domain-containing protein 1 homolog. NCBI's taxonomy places the organism in Eukaryota, Metazoa, Arthropoda, Insecta, Hymenoptera, Athaliidae. The record is from RefSeq and is a predicted model, not a curated record. The transcript is spliced from 5 exons. The coding region runs from base 219 to 1178 and encodes 319 amino acids. Gene Ontology annotation, molecular function: RNA binding. Gene Ontology annotation, biological process: tRNA modification.
CAAUCACAGCCCUUCGUCACCAACCAUUGGGGAGACUAGUUGCUGAAAAGAAUCGAUGUAGGGCAGAUUUGUAGAAUUCAGUGGGUGCUGCCACAGAAUAGGGACUAGUCGGUGUGUUUCAUUCCAUUCGACAACAAACGUUCAAAACUGUUCGACGUUGAUCGGACGUUCUUUAUUGUAUCAUAACCUGAAAGUAACGCCGGUGCUCAUAUUUCAAAAUGGAAUUUGUAACACGUAAAAGAAAUUAUUUUGGUAUGACCCAAUACAGCCCGAAAAAACGCAAGCUGGAACCUGGUAUGAGAGGUUUUUUCUGCACGUGCAAUUUUCACGAAAAAGAUUGUGUGCGAGAGGCGUAUAACGUUCUCACUGAAUUCGCAGAUAAUCUGUAUGGUCCUGAAAAGGCUGAAACUGAACUAUCAGACGAAAAAGCAUCAACAAAUGAUACCUUGCCAGAUAAUUGUCCCGACAAAGAAUGCAAGGAUGAUGAAGAAGAGGAUAUUUCAACGGCUUUGAAAAAAGAGGUUGCAGAACUAAAAGCCAAUUCCGCAAAGCCCCCAUCGAAGCGUCGUUUUCAAGUACUAGACACUGGUGUAAAAAGUGUUGUAUUCAUACAAACGAGUUUGCCCGAACCUCUGGAAGUUGUUUCAACUAUUGUUAAAGAAUUAAAUGAAACAAAAAAACAACGCACCAGGUUUUUGAUGAGACUACUGCCCAUCCAAAUAGUGUGUAAAGCAUACCUGGAUGAUAUCAAAAUGAGAGCUGAUGUACUACUUGGAAAAUAUUUUACAGAAGAACCAAGGACAUUCUCCAUUGUGAUCAAUCGACAUAGUAAUAACAGUAUCAAACGAAAUCAUAUAAUCGAGGAUCUUGCUGAAAUUAUCACAAGGAAAAAUCCUGGAAACAAAGCAGACUUGAAAAAUCCGGAACUUGCUGUUGUUGUGGAAGUGAUACGUUCAGUAUGUCUUCUCUCUGUAAUACCAGAUUACUACAAGUACAAAAAGUAUAAUUUACUCGAAAUUUGUGGAAUCAAGGAAACCGGCAAGAAAGAAUCCGACAGUAUGGAAUCGCAGAAACCGACUGACUCAAAACCAGAAGACAACGUAGAGAAAACGGUUGAUCCGAAAGACGAAUCGACCAUGGAAGUAGAAAAUAUUGAAGCUGCUAGUGACGACAAAUAAGUCAAAGACCCAAGCAGCCGUUUUCAUCUCAACAACUGAAAAAAAAAUGUUUUAUUUUUUUACGAAAAUUAUUCUUAUCUGUUACCUGAAUAUUAUUGUUACUCACCAAGAUUUAAACCAGUUAUGAUCUUAGUUUUAUUUUUUUAAAACGAAAAGAAUAUGUAUGGUAUAUAUAUAUAUAAAUGUUAUUUCUUCAUCAAAACUUGUAGCAAUAGCCGUACUAAAUGCUAUUACAUUUGCAAUAAAAGUUCGAAAAAAUUG